AUGAAGCUGAACUGCUUUGGAAAAACACCAGAACGGGAUCUAUGUGAACUGCGAGAUGAGGAAAUGGAAGCCAUCAAAGAAGUUUGGGUUAGGUGAGUUCUUUUUCUCGAAAGUCAGUCGAUCUACAACCUCUACCGUACACAGAAUCUGAUUUUGAACAUUUUCCCCAAACUUUCAGAUAAAACUUUUCUCUCUCAUUCUCAAAUUUAGUUGACGAAAAUGCAGAUUUUUAUUCCUUUAAACCCACACAAAAAAUUGUUCCUAGAACUCCCCAAAAAAUCUACGUUUACAGAGCAAAAGAACGUGAGAUCGGCAAACAUAUUCUGCAAGAGCUUAUCGAAAGGAAACCUCAAUUUAAAGAUUAUUUUGGUAUUCAGGCUGACGAGAAAGAUGUUUUCAGCUGUAGAGAAUUCCAAUUACAAGCACAUCGAAUUCAGAAUUUUCUGGAUACCGCAGUCUCGUCUCUCGGAUUUUGCCCGAUGAAAAAUGUUUUGCAAAUGGCUUAUCGGAUAGGACAAAUUCAUUUUUAUAGGGGAGUCAAUUUUGGCGCUGAUAACUGGUUGACUUUUAAAAAAGUCACUGUUGAAAUUGUAACACAAGAAAACUCAAAAACUGAAAAUGGCGAAGAUGAAAGCAUUAAAGACACGGUGAGUUGAUUAAUCUUUGUUUUGACGACGUCCGGAAAUCUUUGCAGGCAACGACGAUUUCGCUAUUUCCUGCUAAUCAAAGUUGUCUGGUUGUUAUUGGUUGGGAAAAAUUUAUGGGUUCUGUCAUAAAGGAGAUGAAAAAAGGUGAGCUUAUUUUCUAGAUAAAUCUUUAGAUCUCUCAAACUUCUUGUUUCAGGAUUCUUGGACGAAGCUCGUCGGAAUUGUCACGAUGAAGAAACGAGAUUCUAA
Caenorhabditis angaria is the source of this 896-nucleotide messenger RNA. The record is from the annotation of a GenBank genome assembly. Lineage: Eukaryota; Metazoa; Nematoda; Chromadorea; Rhabditida; Rhabditidae.